GCCCUUCCUCGAGGGCGGAUGUGCGUCGGGAAAGCGAAGGCGGCCAGCUGCGAGGGUCCCGGCUCGGCCCCGCAGGCCUCGGGACGCGGCCAUGCGACGCCCGGGGCGAGGCCUCGGCUGGCCCCCCGGGCCCCAGGAGCUCUGGAGGCCCAGGACCAUGGACGCUCUUAAUAGGAACCAGGUGGGCCCUGCAUGCAAGACCCAAGCAAUGGUCAAGAAAGGGCCCUUGGACCUGAUCGAGACGGGCAAAGGGCUGAAAGUGCAAACGGACAAGCCCCACCUGGUGAGCCUGGGCAGUGGGCGGCUCAGCACCGCUAUCACCCUUCUGCCGCUGGAGGAAGGGAAGACGGUGAUCGGCUCUGCGGCCAGGGACAUCUCCCUGCAGGGUCCGGGCGUGGCUCCAGAGCACUGCUACAUUGAGAACCUGCGGGGCACCCUCACCCUCUACCCGUGUGGCAAUGCCUGCAGUAUCGAUGGGCUCCCUGUCCGGCAGCCCACCCGGCUCACUCAGGGCUGUAUGUUGUGCCUGGGUCAGUCCACCUUCCUCCGCUUUAACCACCCAGCUGAAGCCAAGUGGAUGAAGAGUAUGAUUCCGGCAGGGGGCCGGGCCCCCGGGCCCCCCUACAGUCCUGGCUCAGAGUCGGAAAGCCUGGUGAACGGGAACCACGCCCCUCAGGCCGCCACCCGGGGCCCCUCCGCCUGUGGCAGCCACAGUUCCCUGGUGAGCUCUAUUGAGAAGGACCUGCAGGAAAUCAUGGAUUCGCUGGUGCUAGAGGAGCCCGGGGCAGCCGGCAAGAAGCCUGCCGCGACUUCCCCGCUGUCGCCAAUGGCUAACGGCGGGCGCUACCUGCUGUCCCCGCCAACCAGCCCCGGCGCCAUGUCUGUGGGCUCCAGCUACGAGAACACCUCCCCAGCCUUCUCUCCGCUCUCCUCGCCAGCCAGCAGCGGCAGCUGUGCCAGCCACUCACCCAGCGGGCAGGAGCCUGCCCUUCCUGCACCUUCCGUGCCGCCGCUGGUACCCGCCCGCUCCUCCAGCUACCAUCUGGCCCUGCAGCCCCCACAGUCCCGACCGAGUGGUGCCCGCUCCUCGGAGAGCCCCCGGCUGGGCCGGAAGGCGGGGCACGAGAGGCCUCCCAGCCCCGGCCUCCGAGGUCUGCUGACAGACAGCCCCGCGGCCACGGUCUUGGCGGAGGCCCGCAGAGCCACCGAGAGCCCCCGGCUGGGCGGGCAGCUGCCCGUGGUGGCCAUCAGCCUGAGUGAAUACCCGGCUUCCGGUGCCCGAAGCCAACCCACGAGCAUUCCCGGAAGCCCCAAGUUGCAGCCUCCGGUCCCUGCUCCCCGAAAUAAGAUUGGCACCCUCCAGGACCGCCCUCCCAGCCCUUUCCGCGAGCUGCCGGGCACCGAGCGGGUGCUGACAACCAGCCCCUCACGCCAGCUGGUGGGCCGAACAUUUUCAGAUGGGUCAGCCUCCCGCACCCUGCAGCCCCCUGAGAGUCCCCGCCUGGGCCGCCGGGGCCUGGACAGCAGGCGAGAACUCCCUCCGUUGAGCCCGUCUCUGUCGCGACGGGCUCUCUCCCCCAUGCCCACCAGGACUGCGCCAGACCCCAAGCUAACCAGGGAAGUGGCAGAGAGCCCCCGGCCCCGGCGCUGGGCGGCCCACGGGGCGUCCCCGGAGGACUCCUCCCUGACACUGGGGGCACGGGGCCGGAGGACACGGAGCCCCUCCCCCACCCUCGGGGAGUCACUGGCACCCCGCAAGGGCAGCUUCAGUGGCAGGCUGAGCCCAGCCUAUAGCCUUGGCUCUCUGACUGGGGCUUCGCCCCGCCAGAGCCCCCGUGCCCAGAGGAAGCUGUCCAGCGGGGACUUGCGGGUGCCUGUCACUCGGGAGCGGAAAAACAGCAUCACAGAGAUCAGUGACAAUGAAGAUGACCUCCUGGAGUACCACCGGCGGCAGCGCCAAGAACGGCUCUGGGAGCAGGAGAUGGAGAGGCUGGAACGCCAGCGCCUGGAGACCAUCCUGAACCUGUGUGCUGAGUACAGCCGGGCCGACGGGGCGCCCGAGGCCGGGGAGCUGCCCAGCAUCGGGGAAGCCACCGCCGCGUUGGCGCUGGCGGGCCGGAGGCCGGCGCGAGGCCUUUCGGGGGCCACCGGAGCCUCUGGGCGGGGCACUGAGGAGCCCGGAGGUGCCACCCAGCGCCUGUGGGAGUGUGUGGACCGCUCAGAUGAGGAGAAUCUCAAGGAGGAGUGCAGCAGCACUGAGAGCACCCAGCAGGAGCAUGAAGAUGCUCCCGGCACCAAGCUCCAGGGGGAGGUGCUGGCCCUGGAAGAGGAGCGGGCUCAGGUGCUGGGCCGCGUGGAGCAGCUCAAGGUCCGCGUGAAGGAGCUGGAGCAGCAGCUGCAGGAGUCCGCCCGAGAGGCUGAAAUGGAGCGAGCACUGCUGCAGGGGGAGAGGGAGGCAGAGCGGGCCUUGCUGCAGAAGGAGCAGAAGGCCGUGGACCAGCUGCAGGAAAAGUUGGUGACCUUGGAAACUGGCCUCCAGAAGGAGAGGGACAAGGAGGCCGAGGCCCUGGAGACGGAGACAAAGCUGUUUGAGGACCUGGAGUUCCAGCAGCUGGAGCGGGAGAGCCGCGUGGAGGAGGAGCGGGAGCUGGCGGGCCAGGGGCUGCUCCGGAGCAAGGCCGAGCUGCUCCACAGCAUCACCAAGAGGAAGGAGCGCCUGGCCGUCCUGGACAGUCAGGCUGGCCAGAUCCGGGCCCAGGCCGUGCACGAGUCCGAGCGCCUGGCGCGGGACAAGAACGCCUCCUUGCAGCUGCUGCAGAAGGAGAAGGAGAAACUAACUAUGCUGGAGAGGAGGUACCACUCGCUCACAGGGGGCAGGCCUUUCCCGAAGACCACGUCGGCCCUCAAAGAGAUGGAGGAGCUGCUGCUCCCUGCUGUAGACUUAGAGCAGUGGUACCAGGAGCUGAUGGCCGGGCUGGGGACCGGCCCCGCUACAGCCUCCCCGCGCUCCUCUCCCCCGCCUCUGCCCGCCAAAGCUUCCCGGCAGCUGCAGGUUUACCGCUCCAAGAUGGAUGGCGAGGCCACCUGCCCCCUGCCCCGGACCCGCAGUGGCCCCCUCCCCUCUUCCUCUGGCUCUUCUUCCUCUUCCUCCCAGCUCAGCGUGGCUACCCUGGGCCGGAGCCCCUCCCCCAAGAGUGCUCUACUUGCCCAGAAUGGGACGAGCAGCCUUCCUCGCAACCUGGCGGCCACGCUGCAGGACAUUGAGACCAAGCGCCAGCUGGCCCUGCAGCAGAAGGGCGCGUCGCUUCCUGCCGAGCCCCCCCCAACCGACGACCCAGCAGGGCAGCAGGUGAUCGAGGAGCAGCGGCGGCGCCUGGCCGAGCUGAAGCAGAAGGCCGCGGCCGAGGCGCAGUGCCAGUGGGACGCCCUGCACGGCGCGGGCCCCUUCCCGCCCGGCCCCGCCAGCUUCCCCCCGCUCAUGCACCACUCCAUCCUGCACCACCUGCCCGCCGGCCGCGAGCGCGGGGAGGACGGCGAGCACGCCUACGACACCCUGAGCCUGGAGAGCUCCGACAGCAUGGAGACCAGCAUCUCCACGGGCGGCACGUCGGCCUGCUCCCCGGAUACCAUGUCCAGCGCGAGCGGCCUGGACGUGGGGAAGAUCGAGGAGAUGGAGAAGAUGCUGAAGGAAGCACACGCGGAGAAGAGCCGGCUCAUGGAGUCGCGGGAGCGGGAGCUGGAGCUCCGGCGACAGGCCCUGGAGGAGGAGCGGAGGCGACGGGAGCAGGUGGAACGGAGGCUGCAGAGCGAGAGCGCCAGGAGGCAGCAGCUGGUGGAGAAGGAGGUCAAGAUGCGCGAGAAACAGUUCUCCCAGGCACGACCCCUGACUCGCUACCUGCCAAUCCGGAAGGAGGACUUUGAUCUGAAGACCCACAUUGAGUCGUCGGGCCACGGCGUCGAUACCUGCCUGCAUGUGGUGCUCAGCAGCAAGGUCUGCCGCGGCUACUUGGUCAAGAUGGGCGGCAAGAUUAAGUCCUGGAAGAAGCGCUGGUUUGUCUUUGACCGACUCAAGCGCACCCUUUCCUAUUAUGUGGACAAGCAUGAGACGAAGCUGAAGGGGGUCAUCUACUUCCAGGCCAUCGAGGAAGUCUACUAUGACCACCUGCGCAGUGCAGCCAAGAGCCCGAACCCAGCUCUCACCUUCUGCGUGAAGACCCACGACCGGCUGUACUACAUGGUGGCCCCUUCUGCCGAGGCCAUGCGCAUCUGGAUGGAUGUCAUCGUCACCGGAGCUGAGGGCUACACUCAGUUCAUGAACUGACUGGUGUGGACCCUCUGGACCCUCGGGCGAGCCCACCUGCUGCUCUGGCCCUGGAGACAGAGCUGCGCUCGGGGCCCCAGGCCCCACGGGAGUGCGGAGCGUGACGGGGCUUUUGUGUAAGACUUUGUGCUGUUGCCCAGUGACUUUCUGGGCGCAGGCCCCCUAAAGCACCAGCCAGCAGAUGAAACGUGGGGAGGCUCCCGGGAGCCCAGAAUCUGCAAUAACCCUUGAGGGUCCUGCCCGAGGAGCUGUCACAAGAGGGGGCCUCAAGCUCUGACCUGGCGCCUGCGCUCCUCUUCUCUUUUGCAAAAGGACAAAUUAUGGUACCAGAAUCUGCCAAAGAUCCCCUCUUGCCUCAGCCCCCCCCCUUGCAGGGGUCUUGUGGGUGGAGGAGAGCCACCUCCAGGGUGGGGUAACAGCUCAGGUGGCGGACUUCCUCACCCCGGCUCUCCCGCGGCCUCGUUCAAGGGCCGGGGCCCUCCAGCGCCAUCCUUGAGGCCCUCACCCCAUCUCGUCUGUGCAGAGCUCCCCCCCCCCCCAACCUUAAGCUCCAUAGUGACCGCGCCAGCGCCAGGGCUGGCCACUCACUGCCGCCGCCCUGUGGCUCCGCCCACGCUGUGGCCCGCCCCAGGGAACGAGGGUACGUACUGCCAUCUCUCCAGCCCCGGACCGCGGGCAUCUCUCACUGGGGGAAGGGACCGCACACCCGCUCCCUGCGUGCGGCUCCGGGCCCUGCCGCACAGCCUGCCGCCCCCCAGUCCGGACCUCUCCCUUCCACGCGUGCCUUGCUUAGAGCCAGAAGGGCUGAAGCUGGGACACCCCGACACUAGAGGAAGGAAGCAGAUGGGAGAGGCGGCUCGAUGCGGGUUCUGUGGGACUGGCUGGAGGGCCCCUCAGACGCCCCCUGAGGGCAACCGGAGCAGGAGCCGAGGCCGCUGCGGGAGAGGACCCUGGGGUCCGGCUGCCCUCCCUUCAGCCUCAGAAGGAUGACAGAAAUGGAGAGCAGAGGACCGGACCACCAGGGGUCUGGCCUCAGCCCUUCACGCCUUAACACUAAGCCUCCAUCCCUGCUCCCCUGCCCAGUCAGUACUGGGCCACGGGGGCCUGGCCUGGGCUGGGCGAUUUUCAGUAUUUGUAAGCAUCUCAACAGAACAAUAAAGCAUUUGGAGUAUG
Messenger RNA from Hyaena hyaena (striped hyena), 5494 nucleotides. RefSeq names its product pleckstrin homology like domain family B member 1 (gene PHLDB1). Gene Ontology annotation, molecular function: protein binding. The record is from RefSeq and is a predicted model, not a curated record. Gene Ontology annotation, cellular component: basal cortex. The transcript has 23 exons. NCBI's taxonomy places the organism in Eukaryota, Metazoa, Chordata, Mammalia, Carnivora, Hyaenidae. Gene Ontology annotation, biological process: regulation of microtubule cytoskeleton organization. The coding region runs from base 92 to 4321 and encodes 1409 amino acids.